This is a messenger RNA of Styela clava, 3946 nucleotides long. NCBI's taxonomy places the organism in Eukaryota, Metazoa, Chordata, Ascidiacea, Stolidobranchia, Styelidae. The record is from RefSeq and is a predicted model, not a curated record.
AUGUUAGCUGAUGAACAGCUUUCACAAGAUGAGUGGGCUGAUCUAAUAACAGAGCUCCAACAGCGUACUCGUGACGAGGGUAGAGACAGCAACGUAAUACACACUGUUGAAGACGAGCAGGAAUGUGAUGAUAUACCUGAUCUCCAUCAGACGACAAGCGAGAUCACAUUCGUAAAAAAUGUUUUUAUUAGUAAAGAGGAAGCCUUGCCAAUCCUAAGAUCUCUCAACGAAAUGCAAACUGAGGUUUUUUACGCGAUUCGACAAUGGUGUGUAAAAAAAGCAAAUGGAAAAAAUCCAGAUCCAUUUCAUCUUUUUAUAUCUGGCGGAGCUGGAACCGGGAAAUCACAUUUAGUGAAAGCAAUUUAUUACGAGACAUCCAAGGUGCUCGCCAACAGAGCAGAGGACAUUCUCAAAUCCGAUAUUUUAACAAUUUCUCUGUUUAGAUUCUGGUGUGUACUGCAAAACUCAUGUCUGUAUUGUUACAACUCUCCACAAUCCGAAUUCACACAGGAUGUAGUUGUACUUCGUGGAUACGUAGUUUCAGCUGAUAUAUCUGACGUUCAACGAGCAAAAUUUACCUUCAAGCUUGAACAGAAGGGAGGAUCUACUUAUCAUUUUCGUUGUGACAAUCAUCAAGGAUUUAUGCAAUGGAUUUGUAUGAUAAAUAAGGAAUCAAGCGAUGCCGAUCCAGCAAUGAGCGAUAAUGAAAUUCUCAUGAACAACGUGAAAAGUUGUGCUAAAGUACUCACAAGAGCUCAAUCGUCGAUUUACCCGUCUUCGCCUCAAAUGUCACCAUCGAUGGCAACGCAGCCUCCUCCGAAUACUCUCAGCAAACAUAAUAAUAAAUCAAUGCUGUCGAGAAGGCACACUGCAGAUAAUAUUUUCCGAAUGACUCGUCGGGAACACUUAGAUCUUGAGUUACAAAAGGAAAAUCUUCUAAGAGAGGUCUUAGAACAACAAAAAGAAAUUAUAAAAGAACGAAACAGCAUGAUACCUACGCCAAAACAGAAUCGCCCAUACUACGUUCCUUUGGUCAGAGGUGCCAAUAGUCCUAUACCAUCUCGAGAUGAGGUGAUGGAAAAAUACGAAAAAGUGAAAGAAAAUCAACAAAUGGAAAUUUUAAAAUCGUUAACACAACUUCACACGAGAAGAAAUUCCGUCCAGCUCAAAAUAGAUCAAUUAUCUCGGGAAACGAAACCAAAAGCGAGACGAUCGAGAAGUGCAAAUAGAUAUGUUAUUCAAAGUAUGGAAGCGAGGUUGGCACUUUUACAAUCGGAACUUGCCGAAAUCGACCAGGAAAUUCGGGAACAGCACGUAAACAAAGAGGACCUUGCUGACAACAUCAAUCAAAAACGGGACCUCGAGAUCAUGGUUUUAGACCAGCAAGAAUGUAUCGAUAUCGUCAAACGAAGCAACCCUUCCCAGCGGCGUUACCAACAUCGACAAGAGCGAGGACGCAGAGCAACAAGACGUAUUAUGCCUUCAAACACUCCUAUUUCGUUUGCACAUGACCAUCUUACUUCCAUAGAUGAAGCUUCCACAAUUUGUGAGUCUGAUUCGUCUUCCACGUCAUCAGGGCUCUCAAACUCUUGUAGCGAUCUGGAUUCGCAAACAAGCGGAAUUAUGGCGAUCUCUUCCACUCCAAGGCACAAAAUAACCGAUACUGGAAGCGUUGAAUCUAUUGAUGCAGAUUACACGAGCAGAAUUGACUGUAUAAGUUCUCACGACGAGACUGAAUGUUUCAGGUCUUGCCGUAGUAUCCCAGUAAGCAAGUCUUCUUCUUGUUCGUCAGACGCCGAUGAGAUUAUGAGCGUUGAAGGUGUUCUUAGUGACGAUUUUCGAAGUUUAUCAACCUCUUCCUAUAGUGACUUAGACACGGAUGGAAUGUGCAGGCAACGAACUUCGUCAAGCGAUGAAAGUUUAGGGAAGAAAUCAAACGACAUCAGACCAGACGUACUAGCUGAAAUCGAGGAGUUUGAGGUUUUCUCUAAAAUGAUGCUACAGCGGCUCAACAGUGCAACAUGUUAAUUCAACGAAAAUCGACAAAGUUGCAAGAAAGCAACGGAUAACAUUCGUAAUAAUCUAAAGAGACGACAAGUAGAUGGUGGAAUAAGGAGAAAUGUCGACGGACAAGAAAGGAGUUGCCAGAUGCAACAAAGAAAAUCCAGUCAUUGCUUCAUGCUAUCAUGUUCCGAAAUAAUGAUCGCCUAUGCUUCAAUUCAAUUCAAUUCGUUUAUUACUCCAGACCGCUGUGGUGCUUCAGAUGAAUAUACACAACGAUUUAAUAUGGAUUAUUUAAUCGUAGCCUAAAAUACCUUCCAGUUGAAGGUUUUAAAAAAAUCAACUCAGAUACUCAAAUUUUGGAUUGGUUAAUACGGUCGGGCGUGAAAUGCAUUGUAUCCGAAUAAUCUAAUAACGUCGUUUCAGUGCGUAAACAAAUUAGGUUCUCAACUCUUGUGAAAUUAAACGUCAGAAGUGAUAAAAUAAAAUUGUAGGAUAUGAGAUUACAUAUGAAAUAAUUAGGUUUAUGCAAGAGGAUUCGAAAUGAAAUUCAUCUCGAUAAAUUUAGACAAGACAUCGUUAUUUCGACAGUUAAAAACAGUUCAAAAAGGUAUAUCCACAUACGGCUUUGUGGUAAACUGCAAUAUAACUCAAAUUCGGAAAGGUAUUUACAACGAAAUAAAUGUCGCCUCAAGGCAGGAGACGAAGCAAAUUACACUCGAUCACUAAUACCGUAUUUGACAACAAAUUAACUGACACCAACCAGACCUUAUUCGCUAUUAUAGCUGUCAUUAUUCACGAGGAUGUUAUCCGUGAUCCAUUACCUAAGAAAGCAAUAGAGAAUGCGCGUAAUGUUGGCCUGAAUGAUACUCAAGAUGUGUUUCACUCGUUCAACUACAAAACAUGGUGUCCGCCUGCUGAAAGUGUGAAACAUUUUUAUUUUUUUAUCUUUUCAAGUGAAAUUUUAGUUCAUAUGCAGAACUCAGAUAUAUGUAUAAAAUAAUUGAAAAAAUUAUAGUUCAUACUUUUUUGUCUUCCAAUUUUUUUCAUCGUAAUAUGAACUUCCAUAUGAUGUUGCGUCGCUACCAACAACCGGAUUCGCAAACAAUUAUUGUCAUAUAUACUGUUUGCUCCACUGUUAGAUGUUUAUACCAUAUUCAUUACUUUGAUUUAGGUGUACAAUGUAAAACUAAUCCUUUUGCUUAAUAAUUGAGAUUGGCGCAAUGCUUAGAAAUAAAAUAAACGUCAUGGAUAAUAAAUAGUACCUUUGCCCUUUUAUUUAAGUGUAUGUUAUUGUUAAUCCAUUUAUAUGUUUUUAAGUUCGUGCCAAAAUGUUGCAGAAUAGUGGUUACUUCAAUACUAGUGGGUAUGUAUGCGAUUUUACAAGAAGUAUAAUCACCGAGAUAAUCAAACAGGCACAAAUACACCUCACAUCAGGGUGAGGAAAUAAAAAGAUAACAUACAACUGGACUGAAGUUCCUAAUAUAUACAGAAUAUAUCUUGCAUUACUUAUUCCUUACCAGUUUCGCACGUUCUUCUCUAAAAUACUGGUAGAACACAUUGUCACCAAUUAGCGUAGAAGUGUUAAGGACUCGAUAUAUAUCGUAUUGUAAUACUAUAUUUUUCUGAAUUUUACGCAGUUACCUAAAAUCAUUAUUAGGUCAUUUUAUGAAUAAUUGCGCAUUUAAAAUUUACAUUCAUUCAUUUAGCAAAAUAAAAUUCUGGAGAUAUUAUGCUGCUAUUAACUCUCUCGUAAAUAUUGCUGUUGAAAUAAAUAAUAUUAUUUUGAUUCCGCGCCUACUGCCGAUUAUGAUUUAUGUAUUUUUUCGUUGUGUCUGUUGUUGUUUAGUGUUAUUUUAUUUUUGCAUAUGUGAUCAAAUAUCUCAUUUUGUUAUUAUUUCUUAUUCUUUAAUAAAGUGCCAAUAAAAUAUAUUAUAAAAGUAAA